Molecule: messenger RNA, 1103 nt
Organism: Ricinus communis (castor bean)
Lineage: Eukaryota; Viridiplantae; Streptophyta; Magnoliopsida; Malpighiales; Euphorbiaceae
Product: ras-related protein RABA1d
Exons: 2
Coding region: 171-827 (218 amino acids)
Cellular component (GO): endosome
Molecular function (GO): GTP binding; GTPase activity
Source: RefSeq, a predicted model, not a curated record
CCCACUUUUCUCUAAUUGUUUUCUCUUUCACUGGAGUGCAGACAGCGGUCUCGCCCAUUUCCAGCUCACUCCCCUAGCAAAAGGGUCAAAAGAACACAUUACUAUAUUAAAGCUUUUGGAUUCGAACUUCUCUUACUUUGUUUGAAAGCAAGAAAUAAGAGAAGUGAAAAAUGGCAGGGUAUAGAGCAGAAGAUGACUACGAUUACCUAUUCAAGGUGGUCCUGAUCGGUGAUUCAGGUGUAGGCAAGUCUAAUCUGCUUUCUAGGUUUACUCGUAAUGAGUUUAGCUUGGAGUCUAAGUCCACUAUUGGAGUUGAGUUCGCUACUCGUAGCUUAAACGUCGAUGGCAAGGUUAUCAAGGCCCAGAUUUGGGAUACUGCUGGUCAAGAAAGGUACCGUGCCAUUACUAGUGCAUACUACCGAGGAGCAGUAGGUGCCCUGCUUGUCUACGAUGUCACCCGCCACUCAACAUUUGAAAACGUCGAAAGGUGGUUAAGGGAAUUGAGGGACCACACAGAUCCCAACAUUGUGGUCAUGCUCAUAGGCAACAAAUCAGAUCUUCGCCACCUUGUGGCUGUCUCAACUGAGGAUGGCAAGUCAUUUGCCGAGAGGGAGUCUCUCUACUUCAUGGAAACUUCUGCUCUGGAAGCUACUAAUGUAGACAAUGCAUUUGCUGAAGUGCUUACACAGAUCUACCGAAUUGUAAGCAAGAAGGCUAUGGAGACUGGCGAUGAAGGUGCUGCCUCGGCUGUUCCUUCCAAGGGAGAGAAAAUUGAUGUCAGUAAAGAUGUUUCUGCAAUGAAGAGAGUAGGAUGCUGCUCUAGCUAGGAGUUUAGUCAGAAUUGACGCAGAGGAUGGAGCCAGUUUGUUUUGCUGCAUCUAUCUUUAUGUACACCAUUAUUGUGUAAAAUUUUCUUAAAGAUGCCAACAGUAGGAGAGGUGGGGAUUGAUUUUUAAAGUUUUCUUUUCCAUCGACUGCUAUUUUAGCCGACAGAGAGCUUAAUUAGGAACAAGGUAUUACACUAUUGCUUUUAAAAUGGUUCUGGGUGAAGUCCAAGUGUCCAUCAAGUUAUAUCUAUUCAGUUGUAUUCAUGUUUGGGAUUA